AUGAAGCUAUAUAGAAGCCGGUACUACAGGAGCCUACAACCUCAUGUCCUGCAUUGGAGUAGCGGUACCGAAGGGUGCGGUGCUCUUCCGUUCUCCUACUGGAUAAGUCACCAUUUAAGUCCUUCAGUCCCAGCCGGCCUGCGCUUAGGAGAAAAAAAGACGCGCAAUCGAGCCGCCAGUUAUCUCACUGUAGGAAAUGCGUCACUCCCUCCAUGGCAAUCCGGCAAUCCUUGUUAG
Messenger RNA from Nezara viridula (southern green stink bug), 237 nucleotides. Lineage: Eukaryota; Metazoa; Arthropoda; Insecta; Hemiptera; Pentatomidae. The record is from the annotation of a GenBank genome assembly.